Molecule: messenger RNA, 1611 nt
Organism: Budorcas taxicolor (takin)
Lineage: Eukaryota; Metazoa; Chordata; Mammalia; Artiodactyla; Bovidae
Gene: ADM
Product: adrenomedullin
Exons: 5
Coding region: 264-833 (189 amino acids)
Biological process (GO): adenylate cyclase-activating G protein-coupled receptor signaling pathway; regulation of systemic arterial blood pressure; adrenomedullin receptor signaling pathway
Cellular component (GO): extracellular region
Molecular function (GO): hormone activity; adrenomedullin receptor binding
Source: RefSeq, a predicted model, not a curated record
UGGUGACACUAGGCGAAACAGCUCGAACCUUCUCACUUUUGGCUUCUCACUGCAGCUUCGACGUCGGGGUUUUGCCACUGCCAGAGCGCCGUCUCAGACUUAAUACUCCAAAGAAUUUUGGCAGAUCACCCCCUCAGCAGGGUCCUCUGCUGGGUGCGUCCCACAUCCCGAGCCCAGCUCGUGGACACAACUGGAACUCCAGAGACCCAGUCCCCUCUGCUCCGUCAGCCAAAUUCUGAGAAGGUCUGCGCAUCGCCGCCGGGAUGAAGCUGGUUCCCGUCGCCCUCAUGUACCUGGGCUCGCUCAUCUUCCUAGGCGUGGACACCGCACGGCUCGACGUGGCGGCAGAGUUCCGAAAGAAAUGGAAUAAGUGGGCGCUAAGUCGUGGAAAAAGGGAACUUCGCGAGUCCCGUAGCUACCCCACCGGGCUCGCCGACAUGAAGGCCGGGCCUGUCCAGACUCUUAUUCGGCCCCAGGACGUGAAGGGCGCCUCUCGCAGCCCUCAGGCCAGCAGUCCUGACGCAGCCCGCAUCCGAGUCAAGCGCUACCGCCAGAGUUUGAACAACUUCCAGGGCCAGCGGGGCUUUGGUUGUCGCUUCGGGACGUGCACGGUGCAGAAGUUGGCGCAUCAGAUCUACCAGUUCACGGACAAGGACAAGGACGGAGUCGCCCCCAGGAACAAGAUCAGCCCUCAGGGCUACGGCCGUCGACGCCGACGUUCACUGCCCGAGGCCGGCUUGGGUCGGACUCUAUUACAGCCUCCAGAGCCAAAGGCGCGAGGGGCCCCGGACUCCCGGGUGCAUCAAGUAUUUGCCACCCUCCUUAGGAUUUAGGCGCCUGGGCAGCAGCGAACAGUCGCGCACGCCUCUCGCCGGCACCUCUCGGGCGGGAGGGCUUCCGCGAGCCGAGCCCCUCACUCAGCCCGUGGGCCCGGGCUGAGAACAGCCCCGAGAGACCGAAAGUCCAGGAGGCACCGUCCGGCAGCCAGCGAGCACUGGCUUUGCAGGAACGCGUCCUCCGCGGCGGAGAGACAGUGUUCUCUCCAUACUAAUUGGGGCCAGGUGCCCAGGGUGGGGAGGUGGGUGCAGAGGGAAUCCAAAGGAGCGUCGUCUGCCAGGCUCACGGAGAGGAGAAACUGCGAAAUAAAUGCUGAGACCCUCAGAGGCAAGGGUCUGAGCCACUGCCGUGCCCGCCCACAAACUGAUUCCUGAUGGGGUGUCACCCCACCGGGGUGCAAGCCUCACUAUUACUUGAACUUUCCGAAACCUAGAGAGGAAAAGUGCAAUGAGUGUUGUAUAUACAGAGGUAAUUAUCAAUAUUUAAAUUUGUUGUUGUCAAAGAUUUUUUUGUAACUUCAAAUAUAGAGAUAUUUUUGUACGUUAUAUAUUGUAUUAAGGGCAUUUUCAAGCAAUUGUAUUGUUCCCCUCCCCUCUAUUUUAAUAAGUGAAUGUCUCAGCGAGAUGCAACGUUGUUUGCUGCGUGGAAUGUGAGAGUGUGUGCGUGAAAGAGAUGAGUUACCUCUUGUGGAAGAAGAAAACACCAUGUCUGUAUAAUCUAUUUACAUAAAGUGGGUGAUUUAAGAAGUAGCAAACCAAUAAACUGUCUCAGUGC